GCCAGAUACCAGAUAUAAAGACCGGUCAGAUCAGCCAGAUACCAGAGGAUAAGCAGACACAGACUCCGUCAGUCCCAUUCACACCGCUGCGCUGAUCUCCAGGAUGGUGUCCCGAAAGGCUGUGGCUGCUCUGCUUGUGGUGCACGUGGCUGCCAUGCUGGCCUCCCAGACAGAAGCCUUCGUUCCCAUCUUCACCCACAGCGAGCUUCAGAAGAUCCGGGAAAAGGAGCGCAACAAAGGUCAAAAGAAGUCCCUGGUUUUACAAAAGAGGUCUGAGGAAGUGGGGCCUCUGGACCUUGUGGAGCCCACAGAAGAAGAAGAAAACCAGGUUAUCAAGCUGACUGCUCCCGUGGAAAUUGGAAUGAAGAUGAACUCCAGGCAGCUGGAAAAGUACUGGGCUGCCCUGGAAGAGUUGCUGGGUGAGGCGCUGCUGUCCACCCAGAACGCAGACAAGUGACAGCCCGCUCUGGGAAGAAGAUGGAGCCCUCCUCCCACCCAAAGGAGGCCCCAAAAUCUGCAUGCCCAAGAGCGGGGCUCCGAAGGAAAAUACUCUCUCCCAGGCAAGCCCCCCAUCUGGCAAAUAAAGCAGGAAAUACACAGAAA
Mustela lutreola (European mink) is the source of this 603-nucleotide messenger RNA. RefSeq names its product motilin (gene MLN). The record is from RefSeq and is a predicted model, not a curated record. The transcript has 5 exons. Lineage: Eukaryota; Metazoa; Chordata; Mammalia; Carnivora; Mustelidae. Gene Ontology annotation, cellular component: extracellular region. Gene Ontology annotation, molecular function: motilin receptor binding; hormone activity. Bases 104 to 457 code for a protein of 117 amino acids.